UAACCCCUCAAUAUAUCUCUCUCACACACACACACACCCACAGUCUCUUUCAUGUGUCUCUCUAAUGGCGUUGGCAUUUCUCCAGUGGAUCUUCAGGCUGCUGAUGGUCCUGAUCAUCUUUCAGGGUGUGUGUGUGAUGUUUUAUUACACACCUAACACACACUCAUCCAGAGAUGAGAUGAUGGACGCUCUUCGGCAGAUGCACUGCGCUAAACUCAGACGCAAGUUUUCCAUCAUCAAACCGGCCAAAACUAUUAAAACGCAGAGUUUCACACGGGAGCUAUCAGAUUUCAUGAGCUGCCCGUACAAAUCAAACACAACGGAACGGGAGGUCAACAGAUUGAGUCUACAGAUUUUCUGUAACGCCACAGGAUUCUUAUUCCUCACCAAACGAAACACAGCCGUCAAUCAGUCCAUCCCAUAUGAGACAAGCACAACAGAUACAUACACCAUGAAUGCAACCCUACACAGCAUGCUGCCUGAGGAUUUCCCCUGGAGCGGGCGUCGUCUGGGUCGGUGUGCUGUGGUUGGCAGUGGUGGGAUUCUGAAGAACAGCAGCUGUGGACGUGAGAUUGACAGCGCAGACUUCGUCAUACGGUUUAAUUUGGCUUACAUUAAUGACAGUGAUGUUGGGCUGAAGACGGAUCUGAUAACCAUCAACCCCAGUCAGAUUCAGAAAGAAUACAAAAACCUGGAGGAGGAUCCAGAUCUGCUGGUGGAGCGUGUCAGUGUGUACGGAAAUGCCUCCUUCAUUAUGCCAGCCUUUGCCUACACUUUCUGCACUGAACUGUCAAUCAGAGCUCUCAAUGUCCUCUAUCCAAUCAGACCCCAGAAGCCGAUGGCGUUCUUUAGCCCAUAUUACCUGCAGACACUGGAUGGUUACUGGAAGAGGCGUGGCCUGAAGCCACGCCGCCUCUCCACUGGGUUUAUGUUAAUCAGCACAGCGCUGGAACUGUGUGAGGAUGUGCACGUGUACGGCUUCUGGCCGUUUGACACUGACCUCCAGGACAAUCCUGUUCCGUACCACUACUACAACCUGAACAGACCAAGCAAGCGCAUGCACAAAAUGCCGGAGGAGUUUGUGCGGCUUCUGCAGCUCCACAGCCAGGGGGCGCUGACACUGCACCUGCAGCCCUGCUCCUCAGACACACCCUGACAACUGCAUGCAUAGUAGAAUAUAUAGGAUAUGGAAUAAAUUGUUUAAACGCUUCAUGUCUUGGUUAUAGAAAGAAUCAAACUGUUACAAUAAAGUAUUUUUUUCUACUGAACAAAAAAAAUAGAUGUAGUCUUUCUGCGCAUUUCAGUUCAGAUCUUUCCUUGAGCUGUUUAUUGGUGUUUUUAGGACUGGGGUGAAGCAAGUUGCAGUAUUUCUCAGAAUUGUGUAAUACAGUGUUUUUUUUUUCGGGGUGUUAUCGGUGGACGUUAGAGCCAUAAACGAAUGAUUAGUUUGCGGCAGAAAUGAGUCUUAAAAUUGGUUGCGGUGAUCAGCGAGGCAGCAGGUUUCUCACAGCAACCAGAUCGAAUAUACAGUGAGUAUAGAAAAGAAUCACACUCCUUUAAAAUAAUCAUCAGUUUAAUUUCCAUCAGAACAGCACAUGGUUGGCCAGCAAUGGAAGAAAGUAAGGUAAGAGAAAUUCUCUUCAUGAAAAAAAAAUAAAUCAUGAAAUAAGCAGUGAUUUCUUCUUACUAUUUCACUAUAACAGACUGAUUGUGUAACUCCACCCACAAUUCAAAUCAAAGUCAUGCCCUCCAUUGUAUGUGGGUGUGACCCACCCACUUUUUAAGACCAAUGAAAUUGGACACACUCACUUUCAGCAUCUCUAAUUCAGAGCAUAUGAUUGUUCACUUUUCAGAGCACCGCUACUCAAAUCCAUUCCACUUGAGGAAUGCCUAAACUCCAUUCCACAUUUUAGCUACAGUCUUGACUUCCACGCUGCUGCUUCCACAAACCCAUACUGCUUGGCUCAUUCAGUGUCCAUAUAAAUUAAACUCCAUUCAGUGUUUUCAGUGUUUUUCACGCCUGCUGCACUCCAGCAAGAUAAACAAAGCAUCUUAGCAUAUCUGCGCUCAGGGGCCCGUUCUUCAUACGUUCUUUCAUCCCAGAUGAAAUGUCACAUCCAAGAUGACAUCAUCGUGCUAAUCAGGAUCUGGCUAAUUCAAUUCUUCGAACACACCUGUUGUUGAUGAUUAGUAUGGCUGGAUUGAGUUACCUGAGAUAAUUGUGCCUUCAUGGGUUGGUUUAAAAGGGGUUAUGUAUCGAUACUUGUAACCACGAUACUUUUAUAAGGAAACAAAUGUUAUAAUAGAUAAAUGAAAUGUGCAUUGUUUUUAUUCUAUUUUAAUUUACAUGAAACCUGGAACUUCCUGGUUUUAGAUAAGCCAGUCAUUUCUGGUCAAUGUUUUUUGUGGGCGGAGCCUAUCUGAUGGCAGAAAAUUACAGUUUUUCAGUAGUAGUCCACGUAAGCCAUGGAAUUAAAGAAUAAAAAAGGUCAUUUUGAAUUAAUAUUUAAAAAUUCUGACUCAAAAUCAUAUCUCACAAUUCUGAUUAGAAAAAUCAACUCGUCAUUCUUUCUUUUUCCCUCGGCUGAAAAUCAUGAGUUUAUAUCCCACUCUUCUGG
Cyprinus carpio (common carp) is the source of this 2618-nucleotide messenger RNA. RefSeq names its product alpha-2,8-sialyltransferase 8E-like. Gene Ontology annotation, biological process: N-glycan processing; oligosaccharide metabolic process. Gene Ontology annotation, molecular function: alpha-N-acetylneuraminate alpha-2,8-sialyltransferase activity. NCBI's taxonomy places the organism in Eukaryota, Metazoa, Chordata, Actinopteri, Cypriniformes, Cyprinidae. The record is from RefSeq and is a predicted model, not a curated record.